Cuculus canorus (common cuckoo) is the source of this 3482-nucleotide messenger RNA. It is a transcript of the gene GINS3, whose product is annotated as GINS complex subunit 3. The coding region runs from base 48 to 686 and encodes 212 amino acids. Gene Ontology annotation, cellular component: GINS complex. The transcript is spliced from 3 exons. Gene Ontology annotation, biological process: mitotic DNA replication initiation. Lineage: Eukaryota; Metazoa; Chordata; Aves; Cuculiformes; Cuculidae. The record is from RefSeq and is a predicted model, not a curated record.
GCUUAAGUGGGUGCGCGGGAACUAGGUUAGUGGUGGCUCGUCCAGCCAUGGCUGAGGCGUAUUUCCCGGUGGGCCCCGGACUGGGGGCCGAGGAGAAUUUUUUGUCGCUGGACGACAUCCUCAUGUCGCAGGAGAAGCUGCCGGGCCGCGCCGAGACCACCUUGCCGCGCCUGGCCUUCGCGCUGGGCCAGGGGGCCGCCAGUGGAGACUCCAUCCCCGAGGGAUCAAAGCUGGAAAUACCUCUGUGGCUUGCUAAAGGUCUACAUGAUAGCAAGAGAAGAAUCAUUUCUGUGGAGCCACCAAAGAUUUACAGGGAAGCCUGGAGGACAGUGUUCAGCGCUGAUGCCAAUGUGGUUGAUCUGCAUAAGAUGGGACCAUAUUACUAUGGAUUUGGCUCCCAGCUCCUGAAUUUUGACAAUCCAGAGAAUCCUGAGAUAGCUCAGACUAUUCUGCAGACGUUUAUUAGCCGUUUUCGUCGUAUCAUGGACUCCUCUCAGAAUGCCUACAAUGAAGACACGUCAGCACUGGUGGCUCGGCUGGAUGAAUUGGAGCGAGCCUUAUUUCGAGCUGGGCAGAAAGGGCUGAAUGACUUCCAGUGCUGGGAAAAGGGACAGGCUUCACAAAUCACGGCUUCCAGUCUGGUCCAGAAUUAUGGCAAAAGAAAGUUCACAGAUAUGGAUGAUUAAACCUGAAGAACAUGCAGCUGCAGUGGAUGACACCUCUUGUCUUCUCUGUCAUAGAAGAGAAAGAUGAAUCUGCUUCGGGGAAUGACUGGUUUCCUGUCCAUUAACAGGAAUUCUUCUCUGUAACAUCUUUGGAUUUAGACUAGUGCAAACAUUAAAGGCAGGCAGCAAGGUUAUGAAAAAAUAGAUUGCAUCACAUCACUUGAUAGCUUUAUAGCUUACUCAUGCCACUCCUGAGGAUUUGUAGUUGAAGUGUUUGCUAGGUCACUGAAAAGCUAUGAGAGGAUUUUCUAAAAGGGUAAUUAAUAUUUAUUAUUCUCUUCCAAACUGAUAUUUACAGUUCUGGAUCUGUUUGGAAAUAAAAUGUAGUUCUAUGUAUUUCAACUUGCCCUUCCCAUUUCAGCUUCCUGGGAACAGCUGUUUCUGGGUUCUCUGCCCUUUGGAGAGCCCCGAUGAUGUGGAAAAAAGUGUGGUACAAGCUGCAUUGAGUUUUCUGCAUUUCUUAUAUGUUGAGGUGGAACAAGUUCCAUUUGUGAGGCAGGAAUGUUUUUCUUUGCUGACUUUUGUAACACAGUGUUAAUGCCCCAGAAAAAAAGUUUGGACUCUAGCCCAUGUAACCAGUGCAGUGGCUUUGCAGAUCUUGUGUGCUGCCUCAUCAUCUCUCUCCCCCUUUCAUAACUCGUGGGCUUGAUGCUGCACGAAGUGGAGGGUAUUCUUGUUUGGUGUGAGUGGCUUUUGUGAUGGAUUCAUUUCUGGUGGGUGUUAAGCUCCUCUGUAUUACAGAGGAGGCAAUAGAAGGCAACAAAGAGUUAGUCUGGACUGAUUCAGAAACAGCAACUUUAAUGGAAACUCUCCCCCAUCAUUAACCUCUGGGACACCUGUUUUCCUGUAAGCAGUUCUUCAGAUUGCUAAAUUUGGUUCAUAAAGUGGACAGAGCAAAUAAACUGAGUUUCCUUCCUUCUGAUACAUAUAAAUAGUCCUAGCAAACUGAUACUAGUAAGUGUCCUUCUUGCCAAUAGGAGUAAGAGGAGUUGGAAUGUGCUAAACAGCACAGUGGUUAUCAUCCGGUGUGGAUGCCCUUAAACCUAGAUUAUCUGUGGGUCCCAUUGGAUUGGAGAUGGAGAACACAAGAUUAUCUCUGCAGGUUGUAGUUCCCGUGAUCAUCGGGAUGGUUGUCCUUUGGAAGCAGGUGCUGGACAUCAUAUGGGUGGUUCUGAGCAUCUGUGGAAGGUGGACCUUGCAGAGCACCGAAGUGGAGGAGCCAGCCUGUAAUGACAGUGUUUUCUCUUCUGUGGGAGCUGACAGCAAGAUCCAGAUCAUGGAGGAGUUGUUACUGGACUUGGAGAUGCACCAGGGUAUCAGAUAAUUCAAACUGGAAACCUCGAGUACAAAAGUGUGCGGCCAUUCCUUAGCCAGAGGACUGAAAGCUGUGCAUCUGGAGGGGGUGAGAGGGGACAGCGUGCUGGCUCCACAAGCACCUUGGCAUCUCUGCCCUGUCUGCACAGGGCCAGCUCUUCUGCUGCAGGAGACUAAUUGGAAGCUGUGCCUUACAAACUAUUUCAAGUAUGUACAAGAUGAAGUGCUGCUCCACUUAAUGACUUAAUGGCAUAUAAUAGCCUAUGUCUUUUUAUGAAGCUUUUGUCUGUUUUCCACUUCUGCAUUUUUAUCUUGAAUAAAUAUUUUGUAAGGGGAGGUCAUAAUGUAAAAUGUCUGUUGUUAAUUGCUCUUGAGCAGAAAAAUUAGUUGUAAAUUGGAACGUGCAGAUCUCGGCAAAACUGUGGCUGUGAUAGAUAAUGCAGUCCUGCUUAUAUCAUUCUUCUCUUGCAGAUAAUGCAAUCAGGAGCUACAUUUAUAUAGUUAUGUGAGUGUAGAAGUAAUUCCUUUCUGAUUUAUCCCACAUGGGUAAGAGCUGUUUGCUGUUGUGGGAGAGACCCCACAAGCAAUCAAUAAGCUAUUGAUUUUAUAAAUUGCAUUUUUAUGAAACACGAGAUGGAUGGAGGCAAUUCCAUGUUACUCCAACUUUGUUGUAGAGUCGUGGGUAGCUGGUAGAAAUCUGCUGUCUCUGUGCUUGUACCCUGCUGCUCCAAGUGCUGUAGCAUAGACUUCAUGUAGCAUGUCAAGGCUGUGUUCUGCUGCAAAGGAAGCAAGUUUAAGUUCAUUGGUGAUACGAAGCAUUUUUGAACUGGAAGGAUUAUUUUAAUGAGAUGGUGGCUCUGCAAUCUAGUUGGUUUAUAACCAGAAUCGCUUGUUCAUCUAUUUCUGGACUGGUUUUGGUGACUAUCCAAAUUGAUUCUCCUACAUAUAAGAGCAUUUCUCUUCCUUGCUGCUGGGUGCAAAAUCCAAGCAGGUGGUUGCGUAUUUGCCAGCAUUUUGUGCAGCUGCUUUCGGAGUGGGGAGAAAAAGGUCCCUGAAGUAGUCCUCAAUGUCACUGGUUUUCUGUAAGUAGGCAAUGUCACUCUGAGUGACCCCGUAAACACCAGUAAGACCCUUAAAAAAUUGGAUCUUGCAAUUUUAAAUUAUAAUAUUUGGUUAGUAGAUUUGAUCUUCUGUUGAUUUGUUUGCUUGCUUGCAUUGUUCUUUUCCUUGCUGGCUGGAAUGCUUUUUUUCUGUCCAGAUAGAAACAAGAGUGUUCUGUACUUCUUAUGAACACAAACUGUCCUUUAUGAUUGCACAGCAGCAAGAGUUGUUUGAACCUGUGUAUUUUCAGAAUGGCACAAUAAAUGCUCAUUCCAGAACUAUACAAGAGAGGAUGGAAAAGGACUUCUAAGUGCAACUCCUCCCCAUGUCCCUCAGCAUUUA